AUGGCCACAACAGGAAAGGUGAUUCAGUGUAAGGCAGCUGUCGCCUGGGAGCCCAAUGCGCCUUUGGUCAUUGAAGAAAUUGAAGUGGCUCCACCUCAAGCCAAUGAGGUCCGCGUUCAGAUUGUUGCAACUUCAGUGUGCCACUCGGACCUGUACCACCUGUAUGAGGGAAUGCCCCAAGAUGGCUUCCCUGUCGUCCUUGGACACGAGGCAGCCGGAGUCGUGGAGAGUGUGGGCUCCGGAGUCACUGAAUUCAAACCUGGUGACAAGGUGAUCCCCCUGUUCAUAUCCCAGUGCAGAGACUGUGAUUUCUGCAAGACUCCAAAAACCAACCACUGCGUUCAAACAUGGAGUGAGGUCCGCCAAGAUUCUCUGACAGCGCCAGACUCAAGGUUCAGCUGUAAAGGCAAGAAAAUACUGCAGUUUUUAGGUGUUAGUACUUUUUCAGAGUACACUGUGGUCAAGCAAUACAACCUGGCCAAGAUCCACGAGUCCGCUCCCCUGGAUAAAGUGUGUGUUAUCGGCUGUGGCCUCUGCACUGGAUAUGGAUCAGCUGUUAACGUGGCUCAGGUAGAGGAGGGAUCCACCUGUGCUGUGUUUGGCCUCGGAGCGGUAGGUCUGGCUGCUAUAAUGGGCUGUAAGGCGGCAGGGGCCAGGAGAAUCAUUGCUGUGAACCGAAGCUCCGAGAAGUUUGAGAAAGCCAAGAUUUUAGGAGCUACUGACUGUGUGAGCCCCAGAGACCACAGCAAACCCAUCCACCAGGUCCUGCUCGAGAUGACCAGCGGAGGAGUGGACUUCGCCUUGGAGUGUGUGGGGAAGGCUGAGGUUGUGGAGAGCGCCCUCCUCUCCACAGUCCCAGUGUGGGGGGUCAGUGUCAUCGUGGGCUACUCCAAAGUCCAGAAGUUCACAGCUCACUCUGCUGACCUCAUCACUGGACGCACACUGAAGGGGGCGCUGUUUGGAGGAUUCAAAAGUAAAGAUGGGGUGAUGGAGAUGGUAAAUCGCUACAUGGAAAAGAAGAUCAUGUUGGAUGAGCUUAUCACACACAACAUGGACUUGAGUCAGAUCAUGGAGGCUGUGGAACUUAUGAAGAAGUCCAAAUGUGUCCGAGCCGUCCUGAAGACCUCUCCACAAUAA
Messenger RNA from Boleophthalmus pectinirostris (great blue-spotted mudskipper), 1137 nucleotides. RefSeq names its product alcohol dehydrogenase 1-like. Gene Ontology annotation, cellular component: cytosol. Gene Ontology annotation, biological process: formaldehyde catabolic process. Gene Ontology annotation, molecular function: zinc ion binding; S-(hydroxymethyl)glutathione dehydrogenase [NAD(P)+] activity. The transcript is spliced from 9 exons. The record is from RefSeq and is a predicted model, not a curated record. Lineage: Eukaryota; Metazoa; Chordata; Actinopteri; Gobiiformes; Gobiidae. Bases 1 to 1137 code for a protein of 378 amino acids.